Molecule: messenger RNA, 1525 nt
Organism: Triticum aestivum (bread wheat)
Lineage: Eukaryota; Viridiplantae; Streptophyta; Magnoliopsida; Poales; Poaceae
Product: UDP-glycosyltransferase 73C11-like
Exons: 1
Coding region: 52-1470 (472 amino acids)
Molecular function (GO): UDP-glucosyltransferase activity
Source: RefSeq, a predicted model, not a curated record
CAUACCGGCCGUACAUCUCAACUGCAGUCUAUUUUUCUUGCACCGUCAACAAUGGCGCCCGCGACGGCGACGGCGAUAGAGACAUCCAUAAUCCUUCCACCACACUUUGUUCUCGUCCCGCUCAUCGGGCAGGGCCACACCAUCCCCAUGUCGGACCUUGCCUGCCUCCUCGCGGGACGCGGUGUGAGAGUGAGCCUCGUUACAACACCUGUCAACGCCGCGCGUCUACAGGGUGUAGCCGACAGGGCGCGGCGCGCCAUGUUGCCCCUGGAGAUAGUUGAGCUCCCGUUCCCGCCGGCCGACGACGGGCUGCCCCCUGGCAGCACCGCCGGCAUCGACAGCUUCCUCCGGUUGUUCCUGGACCUCUACAGGCUGGCCGGGCCGCUCGAGGCCUAUGUGCGCGCGCUGCCGCGGCGCCCCAGCUGCAUCAUCUCCGACGCUUGCAACCCGUGGACAGCCGGCGUCGCAAGGAGCGUCGGGGUCCCGCGGCUCUUCUUCCACGUGCCUUCCAUCUUCUACUCGCUAUGCGACCUGAACGUGGCAACGUAUGGCAAGGGCGACCACGACACGUCGUACGUCGUGCCGGGCAUGCCGAUGCGCGUAGAGAUGACCAAGGAGACAUGGUCGUCCUCCUUCUAUACCACACCCGAGUGGGAGGAGUUCACCAAGGAGGCGCGGGAGGGCAUGCGCUCAUCCGAUGGCGCCGUGAUGAACACCUUCAUGGGCCUCGAGCAAGAGUUCAUCACUUCCUAUGAAGCGGCACUUGGCAAGCCUGUCUGGGCGCUUGGGCCCUUUUUGCUCGGUAACCGGCGGGACGAGGAGGCCGUCUACCAUAGCGCGGUCACCGCUUGGCUCGACAAGAUGGACCAGAGCACGGUCAUUUAUGUCAAUUUUGGCAGCUUGGUGCAGAUGCCUCCCAAGCAGCUGUACGAGGUUGGACACGGCCUCGAGGACUCUGAGAAGCCGUUCCUUUGGGUGGUGAAGGAGUCUGAGACGGCGUUGCCAGAAGUGCAAGAGUGGCUCCAAGCCCUGGAGGCACGCACGGCAGGGCAGGGACUCAUAGUGCAUGGUUGGGCGCCUCAGCUCACCAUCAUGUCGCACCACGCCGUAGGCGGCUUCAUGACCCACUGUGGGUGGAACUCCCUGCUAGAGUCCAUCGCGCACGGCGUGCCUGUCGUGACGUGGCCUCAGUUCAGCGACCAGUUCCUCAACGAGAGGCUGGUCGUGGAAGUACUUGGGGUCGGCGUGCCCUUGAUGCCGUCCGGUAACAACAGGGCCGUGAUGCGGGGGCACAUUGCGCGAGCAGUGUCAGAGCUGAUGGGCGAUGGGGCUGUGGUAGAGGACAGGAGGAAAAAGUGCAAGGAUUACGGGGAGAGAGCUCAUGCAUCCGUAGCGAAAGGAGGAUCGUCGCACGAAAACCUGACGCGGCUAUUACAGAGCUUCAUGCCGAGUGGCAGCAAGGAACUGUAGAUUAUCCAACGUUUGGUUUCAUCAUUUUGUAGCAUAUAAGGCAUGCAUUGUGAGU